Musa acuminata AAA Group (dessert banana) is the source of this 633-nucleotide messenger RNA. Its product is annotated as mitochondrial import inner membrane translocase subunit Tim9. The transcript has 2 exons. The coding region runs from base 124 to 405 and encodes 93 amino acids. Lineage: Eukaryota; Viridiplantae; Streptophyta; Magnoliopsida; Zingiberales; Musaceae. The record is from RefSeq and is a predicted model, not a curated record.
AAUGUUCGAUCCGUUUUUAGACCAAACGGUCGCUCGCUCGACUAGGGUUUUUCUCGCCAAGCUCCCGUCCGUCGGCCCCUAAACCUCUGGAGUGAGGGCUGGAAGAAGAGGCGACGCGCAGCGAUGGACAAGAGCAUGCUCGGAGAUCUCGAGUCUCUCCCUGAGGAGGACAAGAUCAGGAUGUCCGCCAUGAUAGAUCAGCUCCAGAUUCGGGACAGUUUAAGAAUGUACAAUACACUAGUGGAGAGGUGCUUUUCCGAAUGCGUGGACACCUUCCGUCGCAAAUCUCUUGAUAAGCAAGAAGAAACAUGCGUUCGCAGGUGUGCCGAGAAAUUUCUGAAGCAUUCGAUGAGGGUUGGCAUGAGAUUUGCAGAGCUGAAUCAGGGCGCUCCCACUCCAGAUUAAGCGUUCUAGAACCCGUCACAACUCAGUUCAGCCACUGAAUUCAAGAUCAGUUAGCAUCAAUUCUAUUAUUUGCUGAUGAUUGAACCCUCUAAAUGCGUGGUAAACAAUUUCGACUUGCUUUGCUUCUAGCAUUAGCUUUCCGCUUGCAUCAUGUCAUUGCCAAAUAAAUUUGGUCAUAUGUAACAAAUUAUGAUUACAUUAUGUGAUAUCUGAGUAUUGUUGAGUUCA